Podospora anserina S mat+ is the source of this 1434-nucleotide messenger RNA. RefSeq lists its product as uncharacterized. The record is from RefSeq and is a predicted model, not a curated record. The transcript is spliced from 2 exons. Bases 1 to 1434 code for a protein of 477 amino acids. NCBI's taxonomy places the organism in Eukaryota, Fungi, Ascomycota, Sordariomycetes, Sordariales, Podosporaceae.
AUGGCCAGAGACCAAGUUCUACCUUCAGAGAUUCAAGAAACCGCACUACUUCAACUGCUUGCCAAUUCCCUAGUCCUUUCCCAAACAGCUCCGUACCUGUCCUGCUACGAUGUCUUGAAUCUGGCUGCCACUUCGCGCGCAUUUCGUUUCCUGAUCUACCAUACCCCGCAAGUCUUCCGCCGCCUGAAUUUGGGCAACGUCAAGACAGCCCAGUUUGACAGUGAUGCCGUUGACCGGGGUGGCGAGACCUGGCGCAAUGUUCAGCUUGACGAAAUCUUGACUGAGGACGAUUUCUAUUCGAGGCCUCUGAGAGGCAUCUUCUCCAACCUCCGACGGCAUGACAUCCUUCGGGAUGUGCAGGUUUUGACCCUUGAUGGUCUUUCUGUCACUGCCGAGCUCAUCCACGACAUCCUCAUUGAUCCGGCAUUUUCAGUUCGCAUUCUAUCGAUCCGCGAUGUCAAGAAUCUGAAUGAACGAAAGCUCCAAAAGACACUGCAAUAUGCGUGCCGGGAGUCCAGACCUGAGGGCACACCGCGGCUCAAGGGUCUCUAUGUGUUUGGUCCGAAGGAUCCGGUACCUGAGGCGGCUCCUCCUCAGGAGAGCUCCCGGAGCCCUUCACCUACCAGUCCGGCCGCGGUAGCAGCAGCCUGGAACACGCGAAGCCAACAAACACUGACGGCUUCUCUCAUUGAGGAACCUGAGGCGUGGUAUUUUCGCCGUGGCAGCCAGUUUCCGUGUCGGAUCAACCCCGACUGGGCCUCUACGCUUGUGGCCUGUGAUGGCAUAGUUGCAUUUGAUUCAGUUCUUUGCACCAGCCCCAGGCAUAUCAACUCGCUGGCAUGGGGCAAGGUUAACCUCGAUGUUCUGAAAGCCGCGGGCUCCCCAGCAUCUGCAUUGAUCCCUCACUUCAACGUGGCCACUCACAGUCUCGGUGGCUGUGAGGGAUGUGGCUCUGCACCCGAAGGUUUUACAGUGUGGGGAGAAGACAUCUAUCCAGAAGAAAGAAAUACUGAGGGAAGAAGGUCUAGUCAUACUUCCAUGGCCGACAUUGGGAGGUUCCCGCUGCUGCCCCCGCCUCCGAUGCAUUCUUCGACCCUGAGCGCUGCAAUGUGUCCGACUGGCCAGGCGGUCCGGCACCGACUUUCUUACCUGAGAAAGGGAAACCAGAACAAGGCGCGCUUCAUCCCACGCUGUUUUGACUGCAUUAGAGACAGGUACUGCGCCGGGUGCAACAAAUGGUGGUGCGAGACGUGCUAUGUCGGGGCGUUUGCAGGAUCAUCCGGUGGCCAUGCUGGAUUGAAUUCAGGGGACCAUGUAAGCAACCCCCCACCAUUACCGGAGAGAACGACAACAGAGACUCGGGGCCCAAGAUACUGGACGGGUUUUGCGCCGAUGGAAAGUGCUCGCUCUACCGUUUCUCGACCGGUUCUGUGA